AGCCGGAGUGAUUCCUCCUGGUUAUACACCAUCUGUGCGCGGCUGCUCGGCGCUCAUGCCUGCCGUGGUGUCGGACUCCGGGAGGAUGGACGGUGUGUCGUUGGGACACUGCCUCUCAUGUCUUACCAGUCUGGUGGCCACACCGGCCUCGACACGUCCCGCCUGUGCCACGGACUCAGAGGAGGACACGGUGAAUGGAGGGAUGCACACCUUCAACCAGACGCACAUGAGGAAGGCUUUCCAGCUGAUGAACGACCUCAGGAGUAAAAAGAUGCUGUGUGACGUCCAGCUGGUGGCAGGCAGCGUGGAGGUGCCAGCUCACAGGGUGGUGCUGGCGUCCUGUAGCCCUUACUUCUGUGCCAUGUUCACAGGUGAUAUGAGUGAGAGCAAGGCCCAUCAGGUGGAGAUCAGAGAGGUGGACGGACAGACUCUGAGAAAGCUGGUCGACUACAUCUACACGGCUGAGAUCGAGGUCACGGAGGACAACGUACAGGUUCUGCUGCCGGCCGCCAGUCUCCUGCAGCUGAUGGACGUUCGUCAGGUGUGUUGUGAGUUCCUGCAGUCUCAGCUCCACCCCACCAACUGUCUGGGCAUCAGAGCCUUCGCUGACCUGCACACAUGCACGCAGCUCCUCAACCAGGCCCACGCAUAUGCUGAGCAGCAUUUCAGUGAGGUGGUGCAGGGAGAGGAGUUCCUGGGCCUUUCUCUGCAGCAGGUGUGCAGCCUCAUCUCCAGUGACAAACUCACCGUGUCCACAGAGGAGAAGGUGUUUGAGGCCAUGAUCUCCUGGAUCAAGCACGAUAAGCCGGCUCGUCUGGAGUACAUGCCCAAACUGAUGGAGUAUGUAAGACUUCCACUGCUGUCCAGAGACUACCUGGUGCAGAUUGUCGAGGAAGAGGCCUUGAUAAAGAACAACAACACCUGUAAGGAUUUUCUAAUAGAAGCGAUGAAGUAUCACCUGCUGCCAGCCGACCAGCGACACCUCAUCAAGACGGACAGGACCCGACCGCGAACCCCCAUCAGCAUCCCUAAAGUGAUGAUCGUGGUCGGCGGUCAGGCUCCCAAAGCGAUUCGUAGCGUGGAGUGUUACGACUUCCAGGACGAUCGAUGGUACCAAGUAGCCGACCUGCCUUCAAGACGCUGCCGAGCAGGUGUGGUUUCCAUGGCAGGCCGUGUGUACGCAGUCGGAGGUUUCAACAGUUCGCUGCGGGAGCGAACGGUGGACGUGUACGACGGCGUGAGAGACCAGUGGAGCGCGGUGGCGAGCAUGCAGGAGAGACGCAGCACGCUGGGAGCUGCAGUGCUGGCAGAUUUACUGUAUGCUGUCGGAGGCUUCAACGGAAGUAUAGGUUUGUCGACGGUGGAGGCCUACAACUAUAAAACCAACGAGUGGAUGUAUGUAGCCUCCAUGAACACGCGGCGCAGCAGUGUGGGUGUCGGGGUGGUCGAUGGUAAGCUGUAUGCAGUGGGAGGCUACGAUGGAGCGUCUCGUCAGUGUCUCAGCACAGUGGAGGAGUACGACCCCGUCAGUGAUCAGUGGUGCUACGUAGCUGACAUGAGCACACGGCGCAGCGGAGCAGGCGUGGGCGUGUUGGGCGGUCAGCUGUAUGCAGCAGGCGGACACGACGGUCCUCUGGUGAGGAAAAGUGUUGAGGUGUACGACCCGCAGACCAACGCCUGGAGACUCGUCUGUGACAUGAACAUGUGCCGACGAAACGCAGGUGUCUGUGCCAUUAACGGGCUGCUGUACGUGAUCGGAGGCGACGACGGCUCCUGUAAUCUCUCCUCCGUAGAGUUUUACAACCCAGCCACAGACAAGUGGAGCCUCAUUCCCACCAACAUGAGCAAUGGACGCAGCUACGCUGGAGUCGCAGUGAUUGACAAGCCAUUAUGACCGGAAGCUUCCAGCAGCAUCGGCUCUGCGUCGGCGACCCAUCCCACAGAGACUCACGCUGACGCCCGACAGGCAAACUGAGAAGUAACGCCAUCUGGACGGGACGCCCUCAGUCCUCGGCUGUCUUAGUAAUGAAGGGAGGAGGCUUUUUGUCCGAAACAUUUCCGUUAGUGAGACCCUGACUUUGAGGGACGCUGUUGCACUGGAAAAGAAACGAUAUCCACACGACGGUGGGCCUGCAAGAACUUUGUCUUGGUGAGAUGUUUUGUUUUUUUCAAAGGCCAAGCAGAUAAUCUGUGGCUGUAUCAGCUCACAUGAGACUCACUGAGACGCUGAUGGACUCGGGAAAGAACCCGACACGGAGUGACUGAAUGAACUGUGUCAAACCUGGGAGCCUUUUUUUUGUUUUUUUGUUUUUUUUUAAUUCUGAUACUUGCCACAGUUCCCCAGACUAUAAAUUGGCUUAUUUGCUCAGCGUGUUUUUAAGAAAUGAGGCAGGUUGUUUGUUUCCUGUGCCGACUGUCAGCUGGUCCAGAGAGCUGAGGUGUAUCAGCGGUCGCCUGGUUGCAGAGUGUAUUUGUUCUCAACCGGGACCGAGAGCGCUGCGAGAUAAUUUAAAGAAUGUACAAAACAUCUUAUAUGCAAAUAACGCUAUUUAAUAUUUUUGAGAUUGUUUUUAAAAAAAGGUUAAAAACUGCUUAAAAACCACUGCUGUGACUUUAAACCCAGGCUGGUCGAUCCGAGUCGACGCGGCAGGACUCGAUUCUGUCGUCGACACACUACUGAUGCACUGAUCACUUGCACUGACCGACCCGGACCGGCCGGCUCGCUGUUCUGACGCGCCGAUCGGCCGCCCGGACGUCUGCCCGUCUCUCUGACUGAUCGAACUGUAUCGCUGAGACAGACGGCCGCUCGGCUCUCCGUCUCCAUUUCUGAUCGUACUCGUCGGAGCAUUUAAACGCUCCACGAGAAAGGCCAAUUAAGUUCAUCCGAAAUUGUAAGGAUAAAAAAAAAAAAAAGUGCCAGUUAGGAUGAUCAUGCUGGAGUCACGUGGUGUUUUCGUCUCUUCGUGACAAACUGAAAUGAGGAAAUGUUAGUUUGAGUGUCAACAUGCACUGUAGGAAAACUCAGCUGUAAACUGAUGAUGUAAAAGAUGCAGUUUUAAGAUUUUCUAUUUAUUGUUUUGGGACAAUAACGAUCACAUUCAGCAUUUAUUGAUAUCAAAGUGAAGUUCUCGUUUCAUUUUGUCGGCCUUGUGUUCCUCUCACACUGACUCAGAUGAAGGUGGGUG
Acanthopagrus latus (yellowfin seabream) is the source of this 3185-nucleotide messenger RNA. RefSeq names its product kelch-like family member 3 (gene klhl3). Bases 56 to 1894 code for a protein of 612 amino acids. The transcript has 15 exons. Gene Ontology annotation, molecular function: protein binding. NCBI's taxonomy places the organism in Eukaryota, Metazoa, Chordata, Actinopteri, Spariformes, Sparidae. The record is from RefSeq and is a predicted model, not a curated record.